AUUUGUUGUGAAAUAGCCUGGCCAGGUGCCUGCGCUGCGCAAUUUCUUUGCGAAUCCUGACGGUUUUGACCGUGUUUUUUGUUUCAAAGUUAUCGUACGGCUUAAUUACGACUUAUCAAGAUGACCAAGUUAAUGCAACAAUUAAACUUUAGUAGUAGUAAUAACUAUUAUGACCACUACGAAGCUGCAACCAUCGAGCCAUUGAAGGACAACAAUGUUAAAGAAAAUAAUUAUUGUGGUGACGGCGCGUCGCUGAGCACGGCCGGCAGCAAGCGGUCGGCUCUGUCGGCGUCUGACGCCGAGUGUUUUUCGCUGUGCCUGGGCGCCGGGCCUCUGUGGUGGUCCGAUGUCCCUGUACUCGGCGCAGCACCGCCCGGAGGGGUGAACAGCGGGGCCUCGAGCCCCGCAACCCCCGCAACCCCCACUCACGACGACAACACCCGUGACUUGUUGAGCGCCUUACUAUGGGCCAGCGCGAGCUCAUUAAGCGGCAGCGCCGAGAGCAUCGCCGAGCCCCCCACCCUGCACCCUGCGCUGCAGGCGCAGCGCCGCGAGCAGGUGAUCCGGCAGAUCCUGGAGCGUAAAGACAUACGUCCCGUCAAAGUGGAAUUCAAAAUUUUCCUCACGGAGACAACUAUGACGCGUUGGGAAGCCGUGGUCCAAGGCAACACAAUCUACCUGCGAGUGCCGGGGGUCCUGCAAGCCGGCAGCAAGGAAAGCUUCUUGCUCUUACUUGAUUUCGCAGAGGAGAGGCUCGGUUCCACCAACUGCAUAAUCUGCGUGCUAAAAUCUCGGCCGGACCGCGCGACGCUCAUGCGCACAUUCAUGUUCAUGGGUUUCGCUCUGCUCCCUCCCGCAUCUCCAAUUCUGCCCCCCCACCUCGCUCAUCCUGAUUACCUGUUCCUGCACUACAACAUGCAGUAGGCUCCUCAACUAUAGGCUCUUGGACUAUUAUUGGUCAAUAAAGUUAACAAUACUUAUAUAAGCAAAGAUCACGCGUACAGUAAUGGCAUUUUUAUUGUCAGUAUUUAAUGUAAUGCCAUGCAUGUGAAAAAAAUGUAUUUGGAACG
Messenger RNA from Hyposmocoma kahamanoa, 1070 nucleotides. RefSeq names its product ornithine decarboxylase antizyme (gene Oda). Gene Ontology annotation, cellular component: nucleus; cytoplasm. Gene Ontology annotation, molecular function: ornithine decarboxylase inhibitor activity. Lineage: Eukaryota; Metazoa; Arthropoda; Insecta; Lepidoptera; Cosmopterigidae. The record is from RefSeq and is a predicted model, not a curated record. Gene Ontology annotation, biological process: positive regulation of protein catabolic process.